Oncorhynchus keta (chum salmon) is the source of this 9062-nucleotide messenger RNA. RefSeq names its product transcription regulator protein BACH2. Gene Ontology annotation, molecular function: protein binding; DNA-binding transcription factor activity, RNA polymerase II-specific; RNA polymerase II cis-regulatory region sequence-specific DNA binding. Gene Ontology annotation, biological process: regulation of transcription by RNA polymerase II. Bases 919 to 3432 code for a protein of 837 amino acids. The record is from RefSeq and is a predicted model, not a curated record. The transcript has 6 exons. NCBI's taxonomy places the organism in Eukaryota, Metazoa, Chordata, Actinopteri, Salmoniformes, Salmonidae.
UACUUCACAUGAGGAUCUGUGUAGCAUUGCAUAGUUAAUGUGAUUCAUCAAGAAAUUGCUAUCAAUCCAGUGACGUCUGAGCCCCAGCAUACUAUGUCAUAUUGCGGAUAAGUUUCCAGCCUUAAUCACCUUUCUUGGUUCAGUGGUUUGAUCAUCACGCACAGUCAACAACGUUACACUUUAUAGAGGCAGUUUACAAGCUGAUUCAAAUCUUCAAUUUGAUUUAUAUUUGACAUUUUUGUCAUUUAGCAGACACUUUUCUCCAGAGCGACUUACAGGAAGUGAGUGCAUAUACUUUCAUGCCUCGUUGGGGGACGUCAAUGUUAAAACUGUUAGCAGUUCAGAUCGUUUGUUAAUAUAACAUCAUGAUGGUACAGCUUUUAUCAGAUUUUGGUUUGAAGGGGAAAUUAUGGUGUAACAUCACUACGUAUGCACAUCCGUGCGUUUGAGUUUGACAUGUUUUAUUUCAGUUGUGAUAAGAUGGAUGGUUAGAUUGACAUCAUACAUACUUGGUGGCAGGUUUUGUUAUUGGUCUGGGCCAUACGCCAAUGGGAAAUUCUACUGCGAGGAGCGUGUGUGUGUGUGUGUGUGUUUGUGUGUUUGUGAGAUACAUGAGAGCUUUCCUGUCUUUGGGGAAGCCCACACGACAGACCCCUGAACUGCCAAUCAAAUGACUGGCAUAACACCUUUACAUAGCGGUCUGACUGGUGUUGUAGAGAAACUGCUGCUGGUGAAUGACUUGAUACUGAUCACUAUCACCAUGGAAGACAAACCUGGAAAAGGAGGCGGUUUAACUGCUCUGUGACCUCUUCCUCCCCACCCCUGUGGAAACCAAAGAAAUUCGGAUGACGCUCCUAUCGGUUGACUCGGUGCCCAGAAUAACGAAACGUUGAGAGAUAACAUCAGGGCGUGAGCGGAAUGUCCGUGGAUGAGAAGCCUGAAGCCCCCAUGUACGUGUAUGAGUCGACGGUUCAUUGUACCAAUAUACUCCUGUGCCUGAACGACCAGCGGAAGCAGGAUAUCCUGUGCGAUGUGACUGUCCUGGUGGAGGGAAAGGAGUUCCGUGGCCACCGGGCCGUGCUGGCCGCCUGCUCAGAAUACUUCUUGCAGGCUCUGGUGGUACAGGUCGAGAAUGACUUGGUCCUCAGCCUACCUGAGGAGGUCACUGCCAGAGGAUUCGCCCCAUUGUUGCAGUUUGCCUACACUGCUAAGCUGUUACUCAGCAGAGACAACAUCCAGGAGGUCAUUCGCUGUGGCAAAUUCCUGCGCGUGCACAACCUGGAGGACUCGUGCUUUCGCUUCCUGGAGGCCCAGCUCCGCAGUGAGGAGGAUGGCCUGCUGCUGUGCCACAAGGUGGCGCCGGCCGAGGGCAACCACAAGACCGAGGACGAGAACAUGCAGUCUGAGACAACAACAAAGGCAGCCUCCCCCCAGGCACGCCGGCGCUCUGAAGCCCUUUCCUCCUUGCGGCGCGCCCCGGACAAGGACCGGCUACCCGUGGCGGUGCCCAGUGACUUCAGCAACGUACGACUGGACUUCGACAGACACGGAGCAUCCGACCUCCCCCGCUGCCCCAAAUACAGGAAAUACCAGUGGGCCUGCAACAAGCACAAUAACGACACCUCCUCACACACCAGUACCUCAGGUUUACCAAGCACAUUAUUAUUAAAGGAGACCAGCGGUGGCAUCAGCGGCGGGGCGGUCCGGGGCCAGAGCAUGUCGCCAGUGGCAGACAUCAAAGUGGAGCCGCGGGCAGUGGAAGAGGCCAUCUCGCUGUGCCUGUCAGGGGACGAGCAGGGCGGCCUGGACAAGGAGACAGGCAUGGAGAUGGACAGUGUCCCAGUUUUGUUCGCCUCCUCCGCCAAGAGGAGCAAGUCCCCCACCUGCCUCCGCGCCUUCUUCAAAAAAGGAGCAGACCUGCCGGGUCUGCCCAACGUGUCGCAGCAGCUAUUUGCCAACAGACUCGCCAGCGUCUGCCCCGAAGACAAAGGAACCACUCUGGAAGAUCACAAAACAAAAGACUUCAGGCCUCUCAAUGCUGGGGAGCUGGGCCUGUCUGUUACAUCCCUGAAGGAGGUAGACGGCUCCCCUCUGAGGCUCUCGUCGCUGAAGUCCACCUCCUGCGACGGCGUCUGCAAACAGGAAGUGGAGCUGGACCGCCGCAGUGUCAUCUUUUCCUCCUCAGGGGCCUGUGACCGUCUGGGCUCCCCGGCGCAUUCCUACCCCGGCGGGAGCUCUUUAGAGAUGGAGCUCUCGGAGCACACGUCAAUGGGCCUGUGGGCUGGUGCCAGCCAGUCCCUUCCCAGCUCCCAGACCUACUCCCCGAGCAGUGCCCCCUCCCUCGCCUCCGCUACCACCGAGCCCCCGCCGGUCCUUUGUCGCACGCUGCCAAACACCAGCUGCCCAGUGCCAAUCAAGCUGUGCUCGCGCUCGCCGCCCUCUGAAACCCGCACACGGACCUCCAGCUCCUGCUCCUCCUACUCCUACGCGGAGGACGGGAGCGGCGGCUCACCCUGCAGCCUGCCCCAGUUUGAGUUCUCCUCCUCGCCGUGCUCCAACGUGGCGCUCCGCCUCGCCGCCGACCAGCAGGAACAGGGCGUGAUGGGGGCGGACACCAUCUUCAACCAGGUUCGCCCCAAGAUCAAGUGCGAGCAAUCGUACGGCACCAACUCCAGUGACGAGUCGGGAUCCUUCUCCGAGGGUGACAGCGAGUCAUGCCGAGUCGAUCAAGGGCGAGAGGUAAAACUUCCUUUCCCUGUUAAUCAAAUCACAAAUCUUCCACGGAACGACUUCCAAAUGAUGGUAAAAAUGCACAAACUGACCUCAGAGCAGCUGGAGUUCAUCCAUGACAUCAGGCGGCGGAGUAAGAACCGCAUCGCAGCACAGCGUUGUCGCAAGAGGAAGCUUGACUGCAUCAUGAACCUGGAGUGCGAGAUCAGAAAACUGGUGAACGAGAAGGACAAGCUGCUGACGGAGAGGAACCAGCUGAAGGAGUGUAUGGGCGAGCUGUGGGAGAACUUCUCCUGUCUGUCCCAGGAGGUCUGCAGGGACAGACAGCUGAGUCCGGAGCAGGUCCAGUCCCUGAACCACCACUGCCCUGUCCUGAAGCCCGGCACCACCAACGCCACCACCACUGCCAGCAACGCUGCCUCUAACAGCAUUGACCUCAUCACCCACUCCAGCUCAGCCACCCCGGAGCCCAGCUUCCUCAAGUCCUCCGGGCCCUCAGAGAGCGAGCCUGAUUGGGCCAUGGGCAACGGGGCUGAUGGGGGGCCAGGUAGCAAUGAGGCGGAGGGCCAGGAGCCAAGUUUAUACAUGGAGUCGGGGUUCUCGUUCAAUGAACAGUCCAAUCAGACGGUGACGGUAGACUUCUGCCAGGAAAUGACUGAUAAAUGUACAACUGACGAACAGCCGAGAAAGGACUGUACUUAGUAAACUGUGGUUUUAAUGUUUUUUAUUAUUUAAUUUCUAGUUUUUAUUUUCUUCUGACAAACCCCUUCCUCUGGGUUGGUGAGAUGUUCAGCCUCUACCAGUGUUCUUUAAACAACAUGUUUUUAUUUAUGUCUUUUUGUUUGUCUUUUUAUAGGUUGACACUACAGUUGUCUUAACAGCAAUACUGUUCUCCAGGUAUUCUCCUCUCUGUAACCAUGACAGAAUAGGGACUUCCCACACAAAACUCCGCUCACAAUGGUGCUCCACCAUGCCCCGUCAGGAAGCAACCUCUACAGUGGACACACUGUUCUCUAUCUAUAGUCUACUCACAGGGAUGGGCAAAGAUCACAUCUUCAAUUCAAACCUCAAUGGACCUAACAGCAGCACUCUUUGUCUCUCGAUCUAUCUACAGUUUCUAUCUCUCUGUCUCUCUCUUUCUUUGUCUUUCUAUUUCUCUCACUCUCCCUUUCUCUCUCUCUCUUUCUCUGUCUCUCUCACUCUCUCCUACUCUGUCUAUUUUCCUAUCACUAUUUCUACAUCGAACACUUCCGCUCUAUUUCUCUCUCACUAUCUUUCUAAUUCUCUCACUCUCGCUUGUGGCUCUUGUCACAGCAAUUCAAACUCAGGAAAAUAUCUUCUGAAUGUUCAACAUGAUUCAUGAAAAUAAGAAUUCAGCUUCUGUGUAUGAGAGGUUUCUGAAGCAGACUGUAAAUGUUCAUAUGCAAAAAUGUCUUUUGUACAGCAAAAUGAUGUGUACAGACAGUACCUUAACAUUCCUCCUUUGCCUUCCUCAGCACUGAAACGAAAGAGAAAAACGAACGAUUUAGCAGGUGGUUCCCAAAUAGCUAUGUUCCCACACAUCAGCAAAAUCAUUGUAUUUGGAUGUUGUAAUGGUAACUUUCAAGUGCUGGCUUGGGCAGAACAUAAUAACGUAUAAUGUAUGGUGCAUGGUGACUGUCACAGUAAUAUUGUACAGGUAGUGGCUUAGACAUUUCUUUUUCACUGGGGUUAUAUCAAGUACCUUUUUGCUAAGGGAAAAUAUUUGCUUAGCUUUUUCCUGAUUAAAGGAAAAUUCUUCAUAAAGGUGGGUGUUCUUAAACUCAGGAAAUCAGCUUGACACACACACACACACACACACACAUACACGGAUGUUGCUGGCGAGGACAGUGUAAAGUAUGUUAUUAAUCCGUGGCUUGCACAACAUCCUUUCAAACUUUGACACCUCUUUAAAUGUGAAAAAUAGUUUAGGCUUGUUGUGUUUUUGAGGAAACUUUAUUUCUUUUUAUCAGUAUUUAAAGAUGCUUUAUGUAUGAUGGUGAACCCUCUCUCAGACACCCUUUGAAUAUCUUCAGUGUUAUGUUUCAGUGUUGUCGAGAAAUUUGACAAUAGACACCUUUUCAAGCUGAGGGACAGAUAUUCUGUCUGUAACAAAAAAAACACACACAAGAUAUUUAUAUUUGACUAAGGAUACUUUCUCCAAUGAAUCUGGGCUCAAGAUCAGGCACUUUCCUUCCAGCACCAGACACUCCAUUGUAACUAGAUCCUAUAGCACUUCAUAGAGGGUCUACGUCAGGUUCAGAACCCUGAAAACACUGAUGCUGGAGCACUUGAAUUGGCACUUAAAUUAAAACAUCUUAUUGAUAUAAAUACAUCUAUGAAGACAUUAUAUUCAAAAACCUAAAGCAAUCAGAUGUAUUAUAAAAAAGAAAGCCAACAUAACAUUUAGAGAGUGUUCACAUCUUAUAUUUGUAUUUCUUUAAGAAUGAAUCAUUUAUUUGGGACUUGAGUUCAUGUGAAAGCAUGAUAGUAACAUGUUUGCCCUGAUUGUACAUUUGUUGAAAUCAUAAUAUUCUGUGAUGUGAAUGCAUGCUGCCUGUAUAUUUUACCUAGUUAUUUUGUCUAGCUUAUGUUUGCUUCUAACAAUAGUCCUCAGCUAAAUUAUUUAGUCCAUCUUUUGAUGAACAAUAUUUAAUCAGUAAGGUACCUCGGGGGUUUGUGAUAUAUGGCCAAUACACCAGAGCUAAGGGCUGUUCUUAGGCAAUGAGGAGUGCCUGAAUACAGCCCUUAGCCGUGGUAUAUUGGCCAUAUGCCACAAACCCCAGAGGUGCCUUAUUGCUAUUAUAAACUGGUUACCAACAUAAUUAGAGCAGUAAAAUGAAAUGUUUUGUCUUAGCCAUGGUAUACGGUGUGAUAUACCAUGGCUGUCAGCCAAUCAGCAUUUCGGGCUCGAACCACCCAGUAUAUAAUUACUUUUAUAACAGAAAUAUACAGAAAUAAUACUCGUAUCUGUUUAACAGGGAUGUGCUUGAAAAUACAAAAAAAAUAGAAAUAGAGACAGAACCUGUCUUUACAGUGAGUGAAUUCAAUUGGAAUAAAAAGCUUUACUCAUAGCUUUAACUUCAUUCAGGAUGAAAAGCUAUACAGUGUCGGAAAGAGCGAUAUUAUAAACUGAGUGGUUUGAGCCCUGAAUGCUGAUUGGCUGACAGCCGUGGUAUAUCAAACCGUAUACCGCGGGUAUGACAAAACAUGUACUUUAACUGCUCUAAUUACGUUGGUAACCAGUUUAUAAUAGCAAUAAGGCACCUUGGGGGUUUGUGGUAUAUGGCCAAUAUACCACAGCUAAGAGCUGUAUCCAGGCACUCGGCGUUGCGUCGCGCAUAAGCACAGCCCUUAGCCAUGAUGUAUCGGCCAUAUACCACAACCCUUAUUGCUUAAAUAUACACCUUGAUGACUGUCUGCAAAUUCUUCUUGGCGUUACUCUGUUGCACCCUCUUGGACACAGCUGUCUAAUACUUUCGUCUUGACUGAUAUCGAAAGCUGUUGUGAUAUUAGAGUGCAGCUUUGUAGAAUAUGUCUGUGUUUCGCAGGUCUGAGUAUAUGACCAUUUAGAUUAGGUUCCCUAAGAUUUUAGUUAGAUACAGUCAUACACAGACAACUAAAACAUGCACCCAAAUAUUAAUACACACACAAUGUAUGUCCAAUGGCGUCUGUUCCCCGGGCGCCGAUGACGUGGAUGUCGAUUAAGGCAGCCCCCCGCACCUCUUUGAUUCAGAGGGGUUGGGUUAGAUGUGGAAGAUACAUUUCAGUUGAAUGCAUUCAGUUGUACACCUGACUAGGUAUCCCCCUUUCCUUAUGUAAGGAAGGAGUGUAGAACAGUUGUACAUCUCACUAGGUAUCCCCCUUUCCUUAUGUAAGGAAGGAGUGUAGAGCAGUUGUAAUUGUUGUUUGUGAGGUUCUUCUUCCACUUUGGCUUUUCUCUGAUUCAUAUGCUAUCACUGAAUUGGAACAAUAUACAUCAGUCUCCAUUAUCAGGUACAAAACAGGAAACACAUUUGUCAAAUCAUAUACAAUUCCUACCCAAUAAAUGUACCUUUUCUUUCUCGUUUUUGACGUAAAAGUGGAAAGCAUAAUGGUCCACCAGAAAAGCACACUCUCAUUAGGCUACACUUUGACAAUGUGGGGGAAAAUGGUUUGAAAUUCAUAAAGUUUCUAUUGUCCUCGGCCCAUCAAAGCUAUACCAACAGAUAUAUUUCAAUGUCUGUUGUUAGAUGGCCUUAUAAUGCUAGGAUUAAUAUCGAUGUUAUUCUUUGGAUAGCAAUGAGUGCAUAGCCUAUUUCUGGUUUGUACUGUACGUACAAUAAUUCAUCAUUGUUUAUUCUCUACCUAGAGCCCCAAGAUUGAUAUACAGUAAAGGUUGGUGGAUGCAGAUAGAAGCCCGCUGGGCACAGACAUUAUUUCGACAUCUAGUUUUGAUAUACAUUUGGUUGAGUUGUCGACUUAUGUAAAUGCAAUAUGAAAUAAAUAAAAAAUGUUUACCAUGUCAUUGGAUUUAGGUUAAAAGCUGGGUGAAAAAAUGUGCAAAUCCAAUCAGUUUUCCACAUUGAUUCAUUGUCAUCACAUUGAAUUGUUUUGUUGAAAUUACAUGGAAAGAACAUUGAUGCAACCAGUUUUUGCCCAGUGGGAGGUGAUACAAAGUAAUGAGAGGUUUUUAAUGUAGCUCCUUAUGCUGGUCAAUUGCCAGUCCAGACCUCUUAGCUCUCUAGUCCUGAGAGAGCUACUCCAUGCUUGCUAUGCUGUAUGGGGUGUUACUAUGGUGACCGAUGGUUGAAAGUAGUACAUGGUCGGGUCAUCUCUACAGUUACCCCAAGCAUUACGGGUCAAAUAAGCUUGUUGUGUGUCAUCAUCUCAUUCACACAGAGAUUUGUCUGGUUGACCUAAACCAGGACUAGUCAUUGGUCUUGUAUAUCGUCUCAGGGUGCCAAGCAUUUUAUUUCUCCAUUUCUGAAUCUGUAGCAGACUUUUGUACUUUAGCUGGUUUCUGGCUGUGUUUGAGUGUCUGAAAGUUUAGCUCACUUCUAACCUCUGGUCUUAUACUCCUGAAGCUAAUUUCUACAAAUGCGGAAUAAUAAGCUUUGCACAAUACAGAUCAAAGUCAUUAAGAGCUGCAGAGAGAGUACUCAAUACAUUGGAGUAAACAUACAUAUAUAUUUGAAUUCUGUUUUGGUAGUAAAUACAAUUUUUUCCCCCCUCUCUCAAGUUCCUUUACCUCUGCAGUUUUUUACAAGCCAAAACUCAAAAAACAGUCAUGUUAUUUGAUUUGUUAGCUGGCUAUCGUAAUUAGUUGGUGGAUAUUUGUUGUAAAGCUAGAUGCAUUGAAUUCAUUAUCUUUUUCAGAGGCUUUUGUGCUGUAAUCAUUUCUCGUUUUGUUUCACUGUUUUGUUUGUUUUAGUUGUUUUUGUGUGCUGCUUUGAAAGAAAAAACACUGUCUCUCCAACUCCAAAGGUUGUUCUUUUGAAAAGAUGAACAAAGCUUGCCUUUUUCACAAAUUGCUCAACUUUAUAAUAUAAUAUACUGGUAUCCUGAUUGAAUGCACAAGCUGAGAUCAUUUUAGGAGUAAAAGAAAAGUUUGAUAUGUUUACAAAACGGUAUCACAUGUCAUGAUGUGUUUAUUACAUUUGCCAUGUAAAUAGAAAUUGUUAGGUUAAAAUUGGACUGAAGGUUAGUUUUCUGUAAACAAAAAAUGAUGUGUUUUCUCAACUUGUCUUUUCAUUCAACUGGGGAUGUUUCAGAGUUACAUGGAUACAAGUGCACCUCCAAUUGUUGCCUUACAACUUGCAGAGGCCAUAGUUCACAUUCAAGUGAAGUGAGUGUAUGCAGGGGCCUACGCACCCCCCCCCAUCCCUGAGUCACACCCAGUGCAGACCUUCUCACACUUAUCUACCUGUGAAAUCCUUCAUACCUCUCAUUACUGGUCAAUGACUGUAUCAGCAAACUUCAUCAGGUGUUUUUUCUACAUGCUUUUUCACAGAUUAUAUGGAUUAUUGUAUUAGUAGAUUUUGGUUCAUUAUUUUUAAUGUAAAAGCUCUUUUACAUUAUUUUUCUAGAACAGUUUUUUGUUAAUAUUGUCAAUUUGAAAUAGCUGUAAUUUGCUUAUUCUCUAUUAAGAGUUCUUACCCUUUUCAUUUUGAAAUGCUACACGACCCUAAUGAAUUAAAAUGACUUAUUAACCAUUUUAAACACAGUAUUGUGCAAACCCCAUUUUCAUUCAUUUUAAUUGCUAGCGUUAUAUAAAUUACAUUUUUGUCUAGACACCAUUUCUGUUUAUGAAAUAAAGAAACAUAUCAUGUGCA